Molecule: messenger RNA, 384 nt
Organism: Rotaria socialis
Lineage: Eukaryota; Metazoa; Rotifera; Eurotatoria; Philodinida; Philodinidae
Source: the annotation of a GenBank genome assembly
AUGCCUACUUCGCAAGCUCUAUUUAUUACACCUCGUCAUGUCUACGCUGGAACUGUAUCCAAUAAAACAGAUAAAUCAGUCAUAUGUACAAUUUAUUAUUCGUCGAAUUCAAAGAAUAAACACGACGAAUCAAUAUCUGUAACACUUGAUUCCGGUGGUCGAGCGUUUAUACCUGAACGAGAAUAUCAACCAACACCUGAAGCUACAUUUACUUGCCGUAAAAUUGUUUCUCGAAUUGAUGUUCAAGGUAAUGAACAAACAUUAACAUUAGAACAACCGUUUGAUGGUGUUACGUGUCCAAUGACUGAAUGGAGAUUCGACAUACACGGCGAUCAUAUUGCUUCAAUUAAUCCACAUGCUCAAACAUCAGCAGCAGCUAUUUGA